AUUGAGAUUGGACACUGGUCAGGACUGGAUUGGAUGACAUAACUGGGCACUGUGGAACAUCUCAGAAAACCCUGAAUAUCUUUGCAGGUACAAAUCAGAGGACAUUACCAUAUAACUUCCGACUCACCAAUACGAUUAAAGAAGUCUACGUUAAAAUUUCACUAACUCAUUAUCCAACUAAUCUCUUAAAAUGUUCAAAUAUUGAACAUUAUUAGAUAUUAAAAAUUACUUUCUGGACUCAAUUGAAGGAUUUUACAUAAUGUAAAUGUAAUUUAAACUUUUAAAAUGUUAAGGAUUGAACUGACACUUAAAAAAAUAAUUUUGCUUUCAGUACGCUCUCAUUUAUACAAUCUCCAAUUAACAUUACCUCAUGUAUUCUUGAAAUUUAGUUAUAACAAAUUCUAAACUGAAUCUAGGCUAUCGACAGACUUACUGACUGCUGAUAGACUAAAUACAUUUGACCAUUUUGUAUGUAUAUACGUACUGUUUUAUUUUGUCAGCCUAAUAUUUAUUUAUCCUCCUGUCUGGUCAUGUAGUGGGGAUGUGUCACUUCACCAGGUUAUUCAGUUUCUUGUAAAUGUUUAUACAAUUUCAAGUUUUAAAUAAAGUUGACGUGAAAAAAACAACAGACAACCCGGAACAAAAACAGCGUCGCACCAAUAGAGUUUCCGUCACAUGAUAAAAAAUCCUCCUCGAUUACUCGACACGGGAGGACACAUCACUAAUAAAAAACAAAACAAACAACACAGAGAAGAGAAGAGAGAUUAUCCUUGGCUAAAUUAAUUAUCUCCUCAGCGAAUAAUCAAGAUGGAGGUUAAUUCAAAAGGAGAGCGUUCCUGCCCUACUCUCUCUGCUCUGCGCCUCCUGGUCUCUCCCCUUCGGCUGGUCUCGGCAGCUGUCUGGCAGACCAUCCAGAAGAAAGUUGUGGCCAAUUAUGGGAUGCUGGAGGAGUUUGUUUCCACGGUCACAGACAUCGUCCCGGAGCUGCUCACCACCCGCCAGAAAUUCCAACUCACCCUGGGCCUCAGAGCACGUCUGAUCCUGGAGUUAUGUCAGUUUGAAGCAACUGCAGAUUUUGCGGCUGUCUGGCCACACCUGGACAGGAUGCAGAACCAUAUCGAGGCAUGGCUAGUGGAGGCUGGAGCCACUAAUGAGGAAGUGCCAAACUCAGACUUUGUGGAUGUUGUUAAGAACAUACUGAAAGAUCCAGAGAAGAGGGGAGACUUUUUUCAGAACGUUUUCCCUGAAAAGUUUGGUGCGACAUUUGAUGAAGCACUUCACACCUUGACGUGGCUGCUUCUGUCCCGGCUUGAAAAGCUUCUUCCUCUACAACCGUUCCAACAGGUUUCCUCCAUGUUUGAUGAGGCAUCCCCUGUCCUGGAGGACUGUUUGGAGUCUGUCGCUCAGUACGAGGAGCUCCGAAUCGUGCUGCGGUAUCAAAAAGACCUCAGCCAACUGGAUCACAAUGAUGGUUCCCUGGAUGGCGCCUGCAUUACUUCAGCGCUCAAACUUCCCUCUGCAAAAAUAACCGAGACACAGAAAAAAGCACAAGCCAACAUCUUGGAUUAUGUGCUGACAGGUACAUCAGAUGUGGAUGAGGAACAUUUAGCGCCGCCUCAUACAGCACAGUUAAAUACUGACUCAUUCACAGAGCAUCCCACAAGUGAAAUAAAGACUGAAAAAACUAACUGGACUCCUGGGGAAAAUGAAACAGGACUAGCUUCUGACGAUAUUACAAGACGUGAAGAAAAUGUUGACCAGCUUCAAAGUCAAGCAGAUGAUGCAGCUGGAGUAAAACAAUGCUGUGUUCAGCUCGAAAGACGUGACACGCCGCAGUCUUGGCAGCUUCGACCUGUCAGACGAAACAGAGGCCUGAAGCUGAAACAGAUUCUGCUGAAAGAGAAAAGAGGACUUUGUGACCAGGCCCUCCCGGUCUGCAAACGUUCUUCUAGAAAAGCUAAAUCACCCAGCAGGACUCCCCAAGGGGUGUCCGACGAUGAGAGUUCAAUCCACUCCUCAUAUAUGGCUCCUAUCACUAACUGCAGUGAAGAUGACUCAGGGUCUUACUACUCAGAUGAGGACUCCUUCCAUAAGACCACUAGUGGAAGUCCCAGUAUGGCUGAUUCAUACAGAAAAUUGGAUUCGGACGUCAAAGCUAGCACCUCGAAGAAAGUCCAUCAAGUUUACUGCUUUCUCUGCAAGGAGCAUGUAGACACAAGCCUGAGGAGUCACAUGACAACACACUUUCCUGAAGGCGAUUACGCCUGCCCUCGAUGCGACAGUAGAUUUAAACUCUUCUCAUCUUUUGAGAUGCACAUGCGCAGAACCUGUUAUGAGUACGGUAAGCAGCAAGUAGAUCCGGAGAAGCCGGACGAAGCGCAGAAUCUUUACAAAUGUGACAAAUGCCAAGAGGCCUUCAGGUUCAAAGUUUCACUGGACAGACACAGACUGACACACGAUGAGUUGUACUGCAGUGUGUGUAGGAAGGUGUUACGAGACGCCGCGACACUGGCGAGGCACAAGGUCUCACACACGGCGUUCCAGUGCACCCGGUGUGAGGAGACCUUUACUCUGUUUAAGCCCUUAGUCAGGCAUUGUGAAAAUAUUCAUAAAAUAAGCAGGCCGUUUAAAUGCAACCGCUGUCCCAAAACUUUAACCAGGCUGCGUUUUUUGAUCCUACACGAGUGGACGCACACAGGGCACCUACCAUUCCAGUGUGCCCGGUGCAGCUGUAGAUUCAAGUCGGACGCAGAUCUCAUUUACCAUGAAAGGGUCCACACGAAAGAGAAACCCUUCCGGUGUCCGGAGUGCGGCAAGACUUUCUCCCAGAAGUCCAAUCUGUUGCGGCACUUGAAUCUCAUCCAUGAUGAGCGUCAAAAGAAGAAGAGACAUGCUUGCUCCCAAUGCGAGAAAUCCUUUAAAGAGAAAGAGGCCCUGAAAAAGCACCAGAGGAGCAAACACUUGAACGAACUAUUCCGCCAUCCGUUUUCGUACUGUGGAAAGAUGCUCUCCACGUCGACACUCGCUCGACAUAAAUUAAUCCAGACGGGAGAGAGACCUUUUAAAUGCACCGUGCCCGAAUGUGACAAGCUCUUCAGGUCAACCUCUGAAGUGAAGAAGCAUGUCCUUAUACAACAUACGACAGAGAGACCGUAUAAAUGUGAUGUACGUGGAAAGGGCGAUGUUACAAGACGUGAGGAAAAUGUUAGCCACCUUCAAAGUCAAGCGGAUGAUGCUGCUGGAGUAAAACAAUGCUGUGUUCAGCUCGAAAGACGUGACUUGCCGCAAUCUUUGCAGCUUCGACCUGUCAGACGAAACAGAGGCCUGAAGCUGAAACAGAUUCUGCUGAAAGAGAAAAGAGGACUUUGUGACCAGGCCCUCCCGGUCUGCAAACCUUCUUCUAGAAAAGCUAAAUCACCCAGCAGGGCUCCCCAAGGGGUGUCCGACGAUGAGAGUUCAAUCCGCUCCUCAUAUAUGGCUCCUAUCACUAACUGCAGUGAAGAUGACUCAGGGUCUUACUACUCAGAUGAGGACUCCUUCCAUAAGACCACUAGUGGAAGUCCCAGUAUGGCUGAUUCAUACAGAAAAUUGGAUUCGGACGUCAAAGCUAGCACCUCGAAGAAAGUCCAUCAAGUUUACUGCUUUCUCUGCAAGAAGCAUGUAGACACAAGCCUGAGGAGUCACAUGACAACACACUUUCCUGAAGGCGAUUACGCCUGCCCUCGAUGCGACAGUAGAUUUAAACUCUUCUCAUCUUUUGAGAUGCACAUGCGCAGAACCUGUUAUGAGUACGGUAAGCAGCAAGUAGAUCCGGAGAAGCCGGACGAAGCGCAGAAUCUUUACAAAUGUGACAAAUGCCAAGAGGCCUUCAGGUUCAAAGUUUCACUGGACAGACACAGACUGACACACGAUGAGUUGUACUGCAGUGUGUGUAGGAAGGUGUUACGAGACGCCGCGACACUGGCGAGGCACAAGGUCUCACACACGGCGUUCCAGUGCACCCGGUGUGAGGAGACCUUUACUCUGUUUAAGCCCUUAGUCAGGCAUUGUGAAAAUAUUCAUAAAAUAAGCAGGCCGUUUAAAUGCAACCGCUGUCCCAAAACUUUACCCAGGUUGCGCUUUUUGAUCCUACACGAGUGGACGCACACGGGGCACCUACCAUUCCAGUGUGCCCGGUGCAGCUGUAGAUUCAAGUCGGACGCAGAUCUCAUUUACCAUGAAAGGGUCCACACGAAAGAGAAACCCUUCCGGUGUCCGGAGUGCGGCAAGACUUUCUCCCAGAAGUCCAAUCUGUUGCGGCACUUGAAUCUCAUCCAUGAUGAGCGUCAAAAGAAGAAGAGACAUGCUUGCUCCCAAUGCGAGAAAUCCUUUAAAGAGAAAGAGGCCCUGAAAAAGCACCAGAGGAGCAAACACUUGAACGAACUAUUCCGCCAUCCGUGUUCGUACUGUGGAAAGAUGCUCUCCACGUCGACACUCGCUCGACAUAAAUUAAUCCAUACGGGAGAGAGACCUUUUAAAUGCACCGUGCCCGAAUGUGACAAGCUCUUCAGGUCAACCUCUGAAGUGAAGAAGCAUGUCCUUAUACAACAUACGACAGAGAGACCGUAUAAAUGUGAUGUACGUGGAAAGGGCGAUGUUACAAGACGUGAAGAAAAUGUUAGCCACCUUCAAAGUCAAGCGGAUGAUGCUUCUGGAGUAAAACAAUGCUGUGUUCAGCUCGAAAGACGUGACACGCCGCAAUCUUUGCAGCUUCGACCUGUCAGACGAAACAGAGGCCUGAAGCUGAAACAGAUUCUGCUGAAAGAGAAAAGAGGACUUUGUGACCAGGCCCUCCCGGUCUGCAAACCUUCUUCUAGAAAAGCUAAAUCACCCAGCAGGACUCCCCAAGGGGUGUCCGACGAUGAGAGUUCAAUCCACUCCUCAUAUAUGGCUCCUAUCACUAACUGCAGUGAAGAUGACUCAGGGUCUUACUACUCAGAUGAGGACUCCUUCCAUAAGACCACUAGUGGAAGUCCCAGUAUGGCUGAUUCAUACAGAAAAGUGGAUUCGGACGUCAAAGCUAGCACCUCGAAGAAAGUCCAUCAAGUUUACUGCUUUCUCUGCAAGAAGCAUAUAGACACAAGCCUGAGGAGUCACAUGAAAACACACUUUCCUGAAGGCGAUUACGCCUGCCCUGGAUGCGACAGUAGAUUUAAACUCUUCUCAUCUUUGAAGAUGCACGUGCUCAGAACCUGUUAUGAGUACGGUAAGCAGCAAGUAGAUCCGGAGAAGCCGGACGAAGCGCAGAAUCUUUACAAAUGUGACAAAUGCAAAGAGGCCUUCAGGUUCAAAGUUUCACUAGACAGACACAGACUGACACACGAUGAGUUGUACUGCAGUGUGUGUAGGAAGGUGUUACGAGACACCGCGACACUGGCGAGGCACAAGGUCUCACACACGGCGUUCCAGUGCACCCGGUGUGAGGAGACCUUUACUCUGUUUAUGCCCUUACUCAGGCAUUGUGAAAAUGUCCAUAAAAUAAGCAGGCCGUUUAAAUGCAACCGCUGUCCCAAAACUUUAACCAGGCUGCGCUUUUUGAUCCUACACGAGUGGACGCACACAGGGCACCUACCAUUCCAGUGUGCCCGGUGCAGCUGUAGAUUCAAGUCGGACUCAGAUCUCGUUUAUCACGAAAGGGUCCACACGAAAGAGAAACCAUUCCUGUGUCCGGAGUGCGGCAAGACUUUCUCCCUGAACUCCAAUCUGUUGCGGCACUUGAAUGUCAUCCAUGAUGAGCGUCAAAAGAAGAAGAGACAUGCUUGCUCCCAAUGCGAGAAAUCCUUUAAAGAGAAAGGGGCCCUGAAAAAGCACCAGAGGAGCAAACACUUGAACGAACUAUUCCGCCAUCCGUGUUCGUACUGUGGAAAGAUGCUCUCCACGUCGACACUCGCUCGACAUAAAUUAAUCCAUACGGGAGAGAGACCUUUUAAAUGCACCGUGCCCGAAUGUGACAAGCUCUUCAGGUCAACCUCUGAAGUGAAGAAGCAUGUCCUUAUACAACAUACGACAGAGAGACCGUAUAAAUGUGAUGUAUGUGGAAAGGGCUUUAUAAAAAUGUGUUUUCUCAAAGCGCAUGCUAAAAUACACUCGGAAGAAAAGCCAUUUGUUUGCCACAUCUGCGGAAAGGCUUUCCCUAAGCUCUACAGCAUGCAGCGACACAAAAAGCUAAUACAUACAAUUGUACCGCAUUAACCCUGCAUCAUAGUUACGCUCAGUAAAACAGUGUAUGUAUGAAAGGUUCCAAAGUCUGUAGACUACAUUCACAUAUAACAUGCAAAGGUUGUUUUAUUCCUCGAGACGCUUAAUCAGGAUUUGGAGAGAGAAUUGGAAAGAUAUAAAUGCCGACACCGGAAUAAAGAUAAACUUGUUUUUUUCUUGAUCAAUGCGAAAUACAGAAUUUACUAUGAAUGAGAUGAGUAAAUUGAAACGAUCGGGUUGGUUAUGUUAGCUGGGCUGAUGUUUUACACUGCACAUGUCUGUAAUCAUGUGUCAGGCACAGAGUAACACUAACUCAGUGCAGCUCACUUAAACUGCAUCUGGCUUGGACCACUCAGACAGAAGCAUGUGGCCCAAGCCACGCUCUGAUCUGGACACAUACCCGGGUGCUGUGUCAGUGGUUCCAUCUCCUGGUUAAUUUCUCGUCUCAAAACUUGGUUUUUAAAAUUAACAGGCUACAGUUGGAUGAAAAUUGUUAUUUGUUAAAAAUCUCUGAGACAAAUACAAAUUAGUAAAAAUAAAAUGAUGAUGCUUUCCAGUCUUGAGAUAAUUUGUAAACAAUAAACAUACCAGCUAAAUAUUAUAAAUGAUAAAAUAUUAUUUUAAUUUGUUUAUUUUAAUUAAAAAGCAAUAUUAAAGGAUUAAAUGAUG
Molecule: messenger RNA, 6906 nt
Organism: Pleuronectes platessa (European plaice)
Lineage: Eukaryota; Metazoa; Chordata; Actinopteri; Pleuronectiformes; Pleuronectidae
Product: zinc finger protein 91
Exons: 7
Coding region: 808-6231 (1807 amino acids)
Biological process (GO): telomere capping; regulation of telomere maintenance via telomere lengthening; regulation of transcription by RNA polymerase II
Cellular component (GO): shelterin complex; nucleus
Molecular function (GO): DNA-binding transcription factor activity, RNA polymerase II-specific; RNA polymerase II transcription regulatory region sequence-specific DNA binding; telomeric repeat DNA binding
Source: RefSeq, a predicted model, not a curated record